GAAAUUUAAACUAACAGCUGAGACUAUCAUUGACAAGUUGUGUAACAGAGGCUAAAUUUAUUGUGAUCCUUGUAAUUAAUAUUUUGUGCCAUUUUAAAUUGAAUUUUUCACUAAUUUUGUUGAAUUUCUGUUGAUUCGUAUAUGUAUUAGGCCAUUCAACCUUAUGAUUCAUCAAAUCGUGUUGAUCUACUCCUUUUGAAAAACAAAUUGAUCAUCUGUUCAUCUGACAUUUCUUAUAGCGCAAUUAUUCUUGUUUUGCAAACCUUCUAGAUUUUAUCAUUCUACCGGUUCAAUCAAUUGCAAUAAAUAAUUCUAUUCUGUCUUUAGAGGAGAUGAUUUCCAAUGUGAACCAAAACACCUCUUUGUCAGUAUCUUCAGAUCAAAAAGGUACAGAAAUUGAUGCUGAAAUGACAACCGCAUCCAAUGAUAGCAACCAAUCUGAAAAUAUAGUCAACAAACAUAAAGAUAAAAGUCCAAUGUGCUUGGUUAAUGAGCUUUGUCGAUUCAAUUCAAUCACUUGUCGAUAUGAGCUGAUUGAAGAAUCUGGAGUUCCUCAUUCAAAGAUCUUUUCAGUUGUCCUGAAAUUGGGCGAUAAAGAAGAGUAUCGUGCUAAUGCUCCAUCAAUAAGAAAAGCUCAACAUGCUGCAGCCUCUUUAGCUCUAGUUUCAACCAAAUUCCCACUACCAUCGCCAAAAUCUGAACGCAAAGCUGCUAGAAGCAAUUCACAACUUACACCAACAGUGGAAUUAAAUGUUUUGGCCAUGAAACGCAGAGAACAUGUCCAAUAUCACGUUUAUGAGCAACCAGUUCGUCCAAAUCAUCUAUCAAAUUUAAUACCUUUUACAUCAUCUAUUACCAGUCAAUUACCUUCUUCUAAUGGUUCACACGAGCAUCAUGAUUAUCGAUCUCUUUAUCAUCAAAGAUGCCACCUAGUUAGAGGAAUGAUGACUCCAAUGUACAUUGCAACUGUUGUUGUUGGUGAACGUCAAUUCACUAGUAAAGGUAAAACAAUACAGAUUGCUCGUCACGCUGCUGCCGAAGAAGCCUUGAAAACUAUUCGCCAUCUUCCAAUGCCUACUGCUACUACCAUCAAUAUGGCCUCAUCGGUAUCAUCUACUGAGGUACUAUCUGACGAUGAUAGCAAAUCACCGGUUAGCAUGAUUUAUGAAGCUGCUAUGAAAAGAAAAUUAAUGGUACAAUUUGAAGUUAUAUCAGAAUCUGGACCUUCUCACAUGCCCUGUUUCAUUGUGAAGUGCAUAGUUGGUGCCUAUUCAGCGGAAGGUAGAGGUGUUCGUAAGAAAACAGCCAAACGCAGAGCAGCUGCUGCAGUUUUAGCUGAACUUGAGGAAAAAGAACCGAUUAUUGAAAACUCAUUCCAAUCACAAUCAACUGCAGGCUGUGAGUUGGACUCUGAAUCAACUCUAUCAGUAUCGCCAUCCUCGUCAUCGAAAAAUGGAUCAAUGAAUCGACUAAAAAAGAGGAAACCCAAUAGCAAAACUAAAAAGAAAAGAAAAGAUGGUGAAAAGUUAAACAAUUGUAUCGAAAAUUUAACAUUGAAACUAGAAAAUACAUCUUUGGUAUCUGAAAAUGAUUCCAGCAGUUGCUAUCAAACCGAAAGCGAAACUUUAAAGUCAAACACCAGCAGUUUGAAAAAUUCCACUCUUGACUCUCAAGAGGCAGCAAAAUUUGAUGAUAAACCUUUAAAAGCCUCAUUUUCGUUGAAUUCUAUCAGUCGACUAAUCCAAUUGCAAUUAGCCAAAAGAGAAGGUGAACCUAGGUUUAAAUUUAUCUCAGAAAUAGAUGUCGAAAAUAGGAGAAAAGAAUUCACGAUCCAAUGUUCUGUGAAUGUCCCAAAAAAUUUUAGAUCAGCUAAUGCACCAAUAGUGAAUAAUGAGUUAAUAACCCUUGGAGUUGGAUCAAAUAAGAAGAUAGCAAAAAGAGCGGCCGCAGAAGAAAUGCUUCGAGUUUUGGGUUAUUCGUCUUUACCACCAACUUCAUCAUCGCCUUCACACUUCUCUAAUUCAUUGUCACCUGUUUUGAAAAUGAACUCUGUUAGUCAACAAGUAGAGUCAGUCCAAAACUGUCAUUCAAUCCAUUCCAAUCUGUUACAAUGUGCUAAUACCAAUUCUGCUUUGGAUUCAGUAGAUGCUUCAUCAUUCAAAAAUUUAAUUGACAAUGGUAAAGAGAGAAGAGUUAAAUUCCUGGAAGAAUCGCAAUUAGCUGAGACUGAAAAUAUUUCUAAAAGAUUAGAAGAUCAGACAGAAAAUGCACAAAAUUCACCAAAAUACGGACGACAGAUUGCUCCUGGACUUUUAUUUGUUAUGAGUAUGAAUCAAACUGGUUAUCCUAUUUUAAUGGAUAAUAAUUCUGUAGAUAAAUUAUAGACAAUAUUAAAUACUUUAAUUCAAUAAAUAAUUUAAUUAACGUAAAUAUUAA
Tetranychus urticae (two-spotted spider mite) is the source of this 2436-nucleotide messenger RNA. Its product is annotated as double-stranded RNA-binding protein Staufen homolog 2-like. Gene Ontology annotation, biological process: intracellular mRNA localization; protein localization to synapse; germ cell development. The record is from RefSeq and is a predicted model, not a curated record. NCBI's taxonomy places the organism in Eukaryota, Metazoa, Arthropoda, Arachnida, Trombidiformes, Tetranychidae. Gene Ontology annotation, cellular component: cytoplasmic stress granule; neuron projection; neuronal cell body. Gene Ontology annotation, molecular function: double-stranded RNA binding; mRNA binding.